CACAUCCAUGACACAUCCAUGACUUUGCUUGGAGUUCGAGAGAAAAGGCAAACACUAGCAAGAUUUAGAAGCUAAAGGCAAGAAACUUGGAGCCUGUGAACAUGGCGUGGACGACCGAGCAGAAGAUUCGCAUGAGUGGUGCAGCAGUGGGUCAACCAUAUUGACGCCUACCCUUGUCAGCGUUUGUUGUUUGUUACUGUUAUUUUCUUUUGCGCUGAUUUCUCUACAGAGCCACUUUGGCCAAGCAUGUAAGGGGUGUUCAUUUCACCUGAUGGCAAGAAGUUUUAUUCACGCAGGGCUGCUGUACAGGCAGGCAUGGAGGAUGUAGACCAGGGGCAUGCUAACAGGCCUGAUGAUUCAGACCAGGGGCAUGGCAUUAGCGAUUCUAGACCUGUUGAGCCAGAACCCAUUCAGGAUGUUACUUGCCUCACUUUCUGGCAUGUUGUUCCCCCUUUUCUUCCGGCGACCUGGCGUUUGCCAGGUUACAGGGGCUGACGUGCACGAUGGGGAGGUCGUUGCGCAGAGUGCCACAGAAACUUCUUCUACUCGAUUGCUCGCAGGGCCUGAUAUGGGCGAUGGGGAAAUCGUUGCACCGACUACCCGUACCACCUUCUCUACACCUAGUGUGGCUGUCGCGCCUGUUCAAAAAGGAGGUCCACCUCUGGAGCCACUGCAGGCUGUGUCGAAAAAGCGGCCUUUGGCACACUCUCCUGAGGAUGUAGAUGACGAUGGAAAUCCCAUGCCCAAAGCCUGGCGUCGAGGAUUCUGGACAGGAGAGCCAACAUGGCAAGGCACUGGCCCACAGCCUGGUGAUAUUAACGAAGUCGUCCGCCGACAUGUUGCCCAGAAGGCUGUGUUGCCACCAGGACCUAUUUCUGCACAUUCUGAGAUUGAUGACUUGCUGUCUUCUGCAGCCAUGAGGUUGCGCAAAGCUGCUGCCAAGAAGAAACGUCAGGCAAAGGCCCUGCGCGUAUCUUCAUCUUCUGACUCCUCAACUUCGAGCUCAUCUUCAACGUCUGAAGCUUCC
Durusdinium trenchii is the source of this 1027-nucleotide messenger RNA. Lineage: Eukaryota; Dinophyceae; Suessiales; Symbiodiniaceae. The record is from the annotation of a GenBank genome assembly.